Molecule: messenger RNA, 3422 nt
Organism: Argiope bruennichi
Lineage: Eukaryota; Metazoa; Arthropoda; Arachnida; Araneae; Araneidae
Product: neuroligin-4, Y-linked-like
Exons: 11
Coding region: 117-2261 (714 amino acids)
Cellular component (GO): tricellular tight junction; septate junction; cell surface
Source: RefSeq, a predicted model, not a curated record
GCGAUAUGUAAACAAAUAAUUGACGGAAAUUGUUAGUUUUCUUCUAAUUAUUCUUAAUUCUUUAAGUUUGCAAUGACUUUCUAUUAUGAUCUUGUGCGGUAAAAAUAUGCUUCGAAAUGAAAGUAUUUUGGUUUCUAUUAUUAAUAUUUGUUAUUUUCUGCAAAUUUUCAAUUGUUGUUCCCCACCCUGAAAAUAAUCGUUUUAGCAAGCUGUAUGGAUAUUAUCCAGACCAUGAUGGAAGACGGGACUUUCCGUACAGCAAUACUGAAUUUGAGCAUGCAAUUGAUGACGAUAGGUGUCGAAAGCCAAUCGAGGCGUUAGAAAUUGUUAAAAAUACUAGGUAUGGAAAUUACAAGGGUAGACAAAUAAGCUUGUGUGAUUCUCCUGGAGUACCUUUAAGGGAACGGCCUGGUCAACCAACCGCUUACGGACCAAAAAAUACUGUUAGAGUAUUUCUAGGAAUCCCAUAUGCUGAACCUCCCAUAAGAAAAAAGGAUGGAUCAUAUCAACUAAAGCCUCCUAAAGAAAGAGAUGAAUUUCGUGACCGUGAUGCCUUUGGUUACAGCAAAUCAUGUCCACAGAAUGAAAAGUACAUUAAAAAAGGCCAAGGUAUCAAUACUACUGAUGAAGAUUGUUUGUAUCUGAAUAUUUUUACUCCUGGUCAAAUUGACAUUGACAAACCUGUCCUUGAGAAAUAUCCUGUGAUGUUUUACAUUCAUGAUGGAAACUUUGACCAUGGAAGUGGUGCACUUUUUCCUGGUCAUAUGUUAGCAGCUUCCCAACGAGUUGUGGUUGUUACAUUCAAUUAUCGUUUAGGUUACUUAGGAUUUUUAGCCACUGGUGAUGCUAAUUCUCCUGGUAAUUAUGGAAUGCUAGAUCAAGUAGCAGCUUUGGAUUGGGUAAAGAAAAACAUUGACGUAUUUGAUGGAGAUCCUAACAAGAUAACGCUUUUUGGCUCUGGUGCUGGGGGUGUAUCUGCAGCUCUUCUUGCCAUUUCUCCCCUCUCCCGGCAUAUGGUCAAAAGAGCAAUAGCUCAGAAUGGUGCUCCUACAGCUGAUUGGGCUGCUAUAUCAGAUCGCAUUUUUAUGGUCAAUACGAGUCAGAUUCUCGGUAACGAAUUAGGUUGUGAUAAUCAAGAUUUCAAUCGUUUGGUUGAUUGUGUUAGUAAAAGAAGUAAUAAUGAAAUAAAAAUCCUGAAAAUGAAGCCUCGCAUUGGGUGGUUGCCAUGGGGCCCUGCGCUUGAUAAUUUUACAAGACGUAGUGUUGAACAGUUUCUACCAUUGUCACCUACUGAUUUGCUUGAAAGAGGAGUUCUUUUUAACAAUGAAUUUGCUUUCAUGACUGGUGUUAGCAGAGAUGCUGGAGCUCCUAUAUUUUGGGAAGAUUAUGUUUUUACAAAGGAUUUAGAACUUACAGAAGAAAAGUUCAAUAAGAAAAUCAGAGAAUUCAUGAAAAUGUACAAUUAUACUAUUAAUGCCAAUGGAAUUUUUGAUGCUAUUCAUUUUAUGUACAGCCCCCCAGUUGAUCCCACAAAUAAAAUGUUGCUAACUCAAGCUUAUAUACAUUUACUUACUGAUCGCUAUUAUGUUGCACCUAUUGACAAGACUUUAGAACUCAUGCUAAAAAAUAAAGUUCCAACUUAUGCAUAUGUUUUGAAUUACACUCUGCAAGGUUAUUCUUUACCUAUCAAAGAUGUAGUUUCGCCAGAGAUUGAUUAUCUACUUUUGAGUGGCGCUCCUUUUAUGAACCCAAAAUUCUAUCCUUCUUAUUUAAAUCUAAAUCAAGCAAGAUGGACUGAGGCUGAUCGAAAUAUGAGCCAAUUUAUGAUGGAAGCAUGGGCAAACUUUGCUAAAGAGGGAAAUCCUACACCUUAUCGUCUCUUCAAUAAUAUUUUAUGGAAACCUAUCAAUGAAAAAAAUUACACAUAUCUAAAUAUAAAUGCCACUAAUACAACUAGCACAAUGAUCACUGACUACAGAGAACGAGAGAGCCGAUUUUGGAACUUUUUGUUACCUUUCUUCAUCGAUCGAGAACCUCCGACUUUGCCUCCAACUCUGGAACCAGGUGUUGCAGAAUUAAGAGUUGUAACAAGUGCCUUAUGGGGAAGUGUUGCACUUGCUGCCUUGAUAAUAACAAUUACUCUAGUCUUCUGCAUUUUGUAUUGCAAAAUACGAAGAGGAAAGAAACCUGAUGACCUUGAUACAUCUCGUGAAGUCAUAGUGAAUUAUACUGCCUCUAUGCAAGAAGAUACUCCUGUGUAAACAAUGUGUGAUAUUUGUUUCUAAUAUCUUGUUUGCGCAUUUUUUUUCUAUGAUAUUUUUAGUUUGUUUUUCUGAAAUACUUUCUUCGUGAUAUUGAUAGCGUAUUUCCUCUUUAUUUCUAAACAAAACAGUGUAGUAUUAUUAUAUGUGAGCCCAAGAUACUAAGCAUUCUAAAACCAUAAAUAAAAUUAAUUUUUGUAUAGAUAUAAUACAGUAGCUGUGCUUAAUGUGGUUACUACAGGAUGUAAGACAGUUUAUAACAUUAAUCAAUUAUUAAAAUAACUGAAUUUUUAAAUAUUACUUAACAAUUCAUUCAUAUAUUGUUUGUACAUAUAUUAUUUUGAAACUUUGUUGAAUCAUGCUGCACUUCGGUUUUAAAAUGGAAAGUACUUAAUUUUCUUCAUUGUUCGUGGUGGGUUUUCUUCAAAACAUAUACCCACUUCAGAAUCAUCAUCAUUUAUUACUUGGUACUGAUUAUACAUAUACGAAAUCGCAAUUUAAAAAAAAAAAUUUACAAUUAGAGAGUCGUAAAAUUUUUAUCUACACCACAGCACAGCGUUGAUGCAUUUUAAGUAAAUUUUCAUAACUGUUAAGUAUUUUAAUUUUGUAUUUGACAUUCAAAACCAAUAUUUUAAAUUCAUUUUUCUUUCAUAAUUCAUUUAUAAUUAAUAGUGGUUUAUGGCUGUUUGACGGAUUUCAUGCCAGGCCUUGCAUCGUAACUGUCCCUUUAAACAAUCUAGAGUGCUCUAAUCCAGAAAAAAGAAUGUAAAUAUUAUAUCUUUGGACAAGUCAUUUCCAAAUGGUCUUGAAAAAUUGAUCAUUUCUCUAUUUCAAACCAUUUACCAUUAAACAAUGUAGUGAUCACUCUAAGAAUAUAUUUUUUUGUACAUUUGAAGGAUUUUGAUAAUAUAAAUUUGCUAACAUUAACUGUGAUCACAUUAAUCAGUGUAUACUAUACUCAUUUUUGAAAAUGAAUUAAAAAUCAGACAUUAUUAUUAUAGUCCACAGGAUAAGGGUCCACAAGCAGUUGUUAAAUUCUGUAUAAAUUAAAUGAAUUAGCUGAAUAUAAUAACCAGAUAAUUUUAAAAAAAUUUCUCAGUUUGUUUGCUAUCUAUAAAAAUCAGACAUUAUUUAAAGCCUUUCUCUUUUUUUUAUUAACCU